Messenger RNA from Beta vulgaris subsp. vulgaris (sugar beet), 1991 nucleotides. RefSeq lists its product as uncharacterized. Gene Ontology annotation, molecular function: single-stranded DNA binding; DNA replication origin binding. The record is from RefSeq and is a predicted model, not a curated record. Gene Ontology annotation, biological process: DNA replication; DNA replication initiation. The coding region runs from base 317 to 1432 and encodes 371 amino acids. NCBI's taxonomy places the organism in Eukaryota, Viridiplantae, Streptophyta, Magnoliopsida, Caryophyllales, Amaranthaceae. Gene Ontology annotation, cellular component: replication fork protection complex; nucleus. The transcript is spliced from 11 exons.
UCCCUUUUUUAUCUUAUGAAAAAAGUCCUGAUUUUCAUCGUUUUCAAAAAUCCCGCCAGACAUGAAUUCUCCCUCCAACUUGUGCAAAAUUGACCUUCUUCAAAAGCAAGAACUACAAACACCUUCAAUUUUUCCCAGCAUUUUGUUUCAGAAUCUCUUAAGCUUCAUUAACAACUAUUUCAAUGGAGCACCAAGAUGACCUUGAUCUUCUUCUCUCUCUUCAAGACCGUGUUCUUGAAACUCCUCCUUCUUCUCCUACUCCUUCUCAUCCCAACUCCCCUGCUGAAUUUGUGCAGGUUAUCAAUCAGAUGAUGAAAUGCGAAGACCAAGUGGAAAUGUGGACAUGUCCGCCUUCAGGACUGCUGUUGAGGAUUGUAUGGACUAUGAUGUUGAAACAGCUAAAAAAGCUCUCAAAUCGAUUCGUUCAAAAAAUUCAACUGAUCUUGAUGUUGAAAAGUUUUCGGGUCUUCGAAUCCGGAAUCAAGUAGUUUCAUCAGCAGAGCUUAGCAACCAGUUUUCGGAUAUUCGCUUUGUCCGACUGUCUUCCAUAAAGAAUCUGAUAAGAGGGGAGACUCUAUCAGGUUGUUGGGCAACUGUUGGGGUUCUAACUGAGAAAGGAACUAAAAAAACAAGCACUACCGGGAAAGGUUAUUGCAUAUGGAAGGUUGGGUGUUUGGAUGGGCAGCUCAUAACAAUUUUCUUGUUUGGUGAUGCUUACAAGCAGCACAGUAAAGAACCAGCUUCAACUGUUUUUGCCUUCUUCAACGCGAAUGUUCGCAAAGAAGCUUCUGGUUCAGGUUUCCAAUUGAGUGUUUUUAAUGCAAAUCAAAUCUUGAAGAUUGGUACUUCUGUUGAUUAUGGAGUUUGCAAAGGACGGAGGAAAGAUGGUCUUCCUUGUAGUAUUGUUGUAAACAAACGUCUUGGGAUAUACUGCAGCUUCCAUAGGGUGAAAACUUCGGAGAAAUACACUGUCACACGUUCUGAGCUCAAAGGAGGGAAUAUAAGAACAGCUUUUAGGAAUCCACGUCAGCCAGAAGGAAUUUAUAUGGUUGAUCCUUUGGGAGACAGAGCAAAUGCAAUGAGGUCUAAAAAGCCUCAAAAAGUGUUGUCUGUUGAAGGAUUGAAGAAAGCCCUGAGCAAUGCAGGUCAUGUGACUACAAACUCACACUCUCAAGGGAUAAGAUUUCUCAAUGAGAUUACAGUCAGUAGGAGCACAACAACAGCAAAAGAUGAACAUGCCCAGAAAAACCAAGUGAAGAGUGGCUCAAUAAAAAGAUCAGGCUCAUCCGUCACACAAAAAAAUCAGGUACCAGAUCCAAAGAGAGUAAGAACGGAGUCGAAGCAAGUUCCAUCUCAAAAUCUUAAGGAAACAACAAAGAAGAUGAUAGAAUUGGAUUAUGUCAGCUCAGAUGAUGAUUGUUUUGCAUUGUAACAGUUGGCAGAGCUGCACCCAAAACUUCUGCAUUGUAAGAUCUAAAGGAAUUGAAUAAGAUGAAUGCUCGAAAAUUUAAAGGCAUUAGGCAUUGAUGUGUCAGAUUGAGAGUACUAUUCAGCAAUCAGUAGAAAAUUGAUCUGAAAUGUGCAGUGUACGAAGCUUGAAGAUGAACUGUGGACUUUGGGGGAAAUGUAAAGCAAAGGAAUCAGCUACAUAGUACUUCAUUCACAAACUACAAUCAGAGGGAAAUGCGAUGAAAUUUGUUCAUGGGUCUUAAUUACCAUCUCCGUAAAUUACCAAUUAAGCUAAUUUGCAUCUACCGUUUGGAGGAAGUAUUGCUAAUCUCAUGAUUAUUCUUUUUUUCCUCAUUUAACUAGGGGUAUUAUUUCUACUCGUCAUCCUCACAAAAAAAAUGUUCAUAUCUUUGUAGAUUGAUACUAUUAUGAUCUUUGUUUUUGUUUUUUUUUUUGAGGGGAAUUGUAAUCUUUGUUAACUUUCAUCAUUAAUGUUUAUCAUUAUGUCAUGGAAUAGGAAAAUACUAGAGCUCAUCAACUCA